CGUACUGCAAGCGGAAGAGAAGAUGGCGGCCGCGAGGAGCGGGAAGAGUGGACUCCGCUGGAGGAAAUGGAGGAUCGAUGAGAAACCAGUGAAAAUAGAUAAAUGGGACGGAGCCGCAGUGAAGAACUCUCUGGACGACGCUGCUAAGAAGGUGCUCCUGGAGAAGUUCUGUUACCUGGAGAACUUCAAUCUGGUUGACGGUCGUCUGGUGAUCUGCACCGUCUCCUGUCUGUUCGCCAUGUUGGCUCUGGUCUGGGACUACCUGCACCCCUUCCCCGAGUCCAGACCGGUCCUCGCCUGCUGCGUCAUCUCGUACUUCAUCAUGAUGGGCAUCCUGACCCUGUACACCUCCUACAAAGAGAAGAACAUCUUCCUGGUGGCCCUGCAGAAGGAUCCGGCCGGGAUGGAUCCGGAUCACGUCUGGCAGCUCUCCUCCUCCCUCAAAAGGUUCGAUGACCAGUACACUCUAAGAGUCUCCUUCGCUGACGGGAAGUCGAAGGCCUGGAGGGAAGCCGAGUUCACCAAGUCUGUGUCGGUGUUCUUCGACGAGAACGGGACUCUGGUGAUGGACCAGUUUGAAAAGGCUGUUUCUAAACUCCACGAUUCGCUGGCAUCGGACAAGAAAACCAAAUAAAUCCGAUAAUCGAUCGUCAAUACGUCCGCUUGUUUCGACUCCUUCCACAGUUCAUCGCUCUCAGUUAGCAGAGAGAAUCCAUCAGUUUAUCUUCACAUCAUUUAUGAAUUGAUGAUUAGAAAACGCUCCCAUUGGUGUGUUCAGGGACGCUCAGAGAUUUCACCGACCUCAACGUCCACUUUGUUGUAAUGUUUCCCCGAGCUUUCAGCUAUGUCUCAUUGUCUUCUAGGCCAGUUAAUCCAAAUAUCCAAAUCACAAGAAUCUGACAAAACGUAAUUUUGUAUGUUUUUUGUAGACCACCAAAUGUCUCUUAAUCACAGUUUGAUGUUUUUACCGUAUGGUGGAGCUUUCUCAGUCGUCAUGGAGACGUCGGCGCAGUGCGUGAUGGAGGUUUAAUGGAUUCUCUCCAUAGCUGAACUGAAAGCGAUGAACUCUCUGAAAGGAGGUUUUACUCACAGAUAGAGAACGGUUUCACCACAGUCAGUAACUAUCCAGUGUUUACAGGAAUUAUUUGGUUUCACCUCCAGACAGUUUUAUCGGCGCUCUUUUGGCCUCGAGUCCCUUUUUCUUAUUUUUUUGUUUAAAAAUGAAUAAAAGAUGUUCAGAAACUGAAACGGCGCCCUCGUUGAUCGGUGUGGAUGAACGUCUGACGCUUCUUUGGCUCCACAGACGCAGCGUGUAACUUCUGAAUUAAGAGUCUGUGUGAAUCUUUUACUUUAACUGUUCGGCCUCAUUCUCAGAACGUUCUCAAUGAAGAGAAGCAGCAGUGUACAUUACACGACCGACAAAGAGUUCGCCCACUGGGAGAAGAAUGACUCGUCACUCGUCGCCGUUCGUCUCUAAAAAGUCUCAGUUCUGUUUUGCGAAUGGUUAAAAAAAACAAAAAACAACCACCUACAGAGCCGGUUGAAUCGACAGGAAGUCAGACACAGAAGCACACAGGAUCCAGUCAGUUUUCAAAGUAAAAUACCCAAGAUGUAUAAAAUUAAAAGAAAGCAUUGCUCUCUGUAGGGUUUUAAUACUCGUGGAUAUACGAAGUCAAACUGCACCGCAAACCUUAAACGUUAAACUGUGACUGACAACUAAAGAUAAUUUAAAAAUAAUUGGUCAACUAAGUCCCAAAAAUCACUGUCCAGGAUUUCACUGGCUUUCUUACGGGGAUUGUUGCUCCUAAAAUGUCUGCGCUUUUCUAAAAGAAAAAUGUUUUAAGGUUUAAAAAAAAAAAAAAAGAAAUUCUGCGAGAAAGUGAAAGUUUCAUUUUCUUGUGUGUAAUUAAUUAAAAAUAAAAAAGCGAGUAAUGUUGGGGAUGUAUGAGGACUGAAAACUACACUGAAUUUGCAGCAAAGUCGCAGUGAUCAGAUUAAAUUACCAGGUCGUGCUGAAUUCACAGGGUUUGGUUGAAUUUGUUAAUUCUUGCUUCACAUCUUCCUGAAAGAACUGAAAACCUUGAUUCCCAGAUACAGGCUGGAAGACGCUUCUGAAACGCUCUCGCUAGGGUUUGAUGUCGCAGACUACCGUGCCGCAGACGGGACACCAUAAUUAGUCAGUUUUGGGGUCGUUGGUGAUUGAGAAUCACUGGUUUAGAGGACAAUGUUCUGCAGCUCAUUAAAGGUUUAAUAAAAGCAGGUAAAGUGUUAAUUCAGGACGCUGUCGAAAGUAUUUGUGUGAAGUUUAGAUUUUUCUGGAUGUUACAGGAACACUUCAGCUCCACAAGAGUUCCUGUUGAAGGUUUCUGGAAUCAGAAAGUGACGUGUCGCAUUGUGAUUGACUGGUUUUUGGAUCAUUACUGUCAUUGGUUGAUGGAAUAAAGACACAACAACGUGACACGUCACUGGUGGGCGGAGCCACAUGAGGGAGAAUAAACACCUGUGAGGGUCAGACAGGUGGAAAACAAGCAGCAGCUACUAUAAAAAAAAUAUAAAAAACAAAAUGUGAAUAAAAAUAUUUUGGGUCCAUUUUUGAACUUUUUAUUUUAGUUAAGUUGAAGUUUGACAUUAACGACAGAUUAGCAUUAUUAGCAUCUCCCAAGCUAACGGGUCUGAAUGCUAAAGACUCCUCACAGACAGACAUGUUGAUGCCUUACAACAGGAAGUGGACUGAAUGUCGACCAAACUUUUCAUUUUGAAUGUUUUGUACGGUUAUUUUCCUCAGAGCCUUACUCUGUGUACCUUCUGUGUGUGGAAAUAUUAAAGAUGGAUAUUGUUACCAAAGUCCUGAGUGAC
Morone saxatilis (striped sea-bass) is the source of this 2856-nucleotide messenger RNA. It is a transcript of the gene spcs2, whose product is annotated as signal peptidase complex subunit 2. Gene Ontology annotation, biological process: protein targeting to ER. Gene Ontology annotation, cellular component: signal peptidase complex; membrane. The record is from RefSeq and is a predicted model, not a curated record. The transcript is spliced from 5 exons. Bases 23 to 634 code for a protein of 203 amino acids. Lineage: Eukaryota; Metazoa; Chordata; Actinopteri; Moronidae.